AAGGCCACGUUCUAUGCUCAAUUGCAGUGUCGCUCUGCUGCGCCCCUCGCCCCUCACCUUCUCACCCGCUGUUUCACACGAUGAGUUCCGGUGGACUCGGAGGCCUCAACAAGUCGCCCAACGGCGUCGUCAUUGGCUGCGUCCAGCUUCAGCUCCCGGUGGUCACGACGAAGUCUGACCUCGCGGCGCAGACGGACAGAAUCGUCAAGAUGGUGGGCAAGGCCCGUCGUAACCUCGGCACGAUGGACCUGGUGAUCUUCCCGGAGUACUCUCUGCACGGCCUGUCGAUGUGUACCGACCCGGAUAUCAUGUGCAGGCUGGACGGACCCGAGGUGGCCGCGUUCAGGGCGGCGUGUGUCGAGCACAAGAUUUGGGGUUGCUUCUCCAUCAUGGAGUACAACCCGGAGGGAAAUCCUUACAACACAGGGUUGAUCAUCGACGAAACCGGGAAGAUUGUUUUGUAUUAUCGCAAGCUCCACCCGUGGAUACCCGUGGAGCCUUGGGAGCCCGGCAACGUCGGCAUCCCUGUGUGCGACGGGCCGAAGGGGUGCAAGCUCGCGCUCAUAAUCUGCCACGAUGGCAUGUUCCCCGAGAUGGCUCGCGAGUGCGCGUACAAGGGCGCGGAGAUUAUGAUUCGAACCGCCGGGUACACCGCGCCGAUUCGUAAUUCGUGGCGCUUCACGAACCAGGCGAACUCGUUCCAGAACCUCAUGGUCACCGCGAAUGUGUGCAUGUGCGGUAGCGACGGCGACUUUGACUCCAUGGGCGAGGGGAUGAUUGUCAACUUCGACGGCGAGGUCCUGAGUCACGGCUACAGCGGAAGACCCGACGAGAUCAUCACCGCGGAGGUUCGCCCCGACCUGGUGCGCGAGGCGAGGAUCCAUUGGGGCGUCGAGAACAACAUAUACCAGUUCGGCCACCGCGGGUACGUCGCCGUGAAGGGCGGCGCGACUGACUGCCCGUACACGUUCAUGAAGGACCUGGUCAACGGGCAGUGGAACCUGCCGUGGGGCGACGACGUGGUGCACAAGGACGGGGCGAGCUGCGGGUUCGGGCCGCCCACCAGGGAAUACAAGGGCGAGGAGCCGACACCGAAGAUGCCCGAUUGAGCGCCAGAACGUUGAAUUCGUACCCCAUCUGCAUGACUGUCCAUACGUGGGCGUCAGACCGAAAUCGCACAGAGGGUCGAGAAGAUGCGCGGGAAGGGACAUCAUGUCUGCUCGGCGGAGAGCUGGCGUAUCACCUAGCGGCUGCCUAUCUUAAAACAUGCGCGGCUGGCAGCUGAACGCGUGUGGUGACCAGGAUGUGUUAGAAUGCCUUGCUUUCUCGAAGCGGCAAGUGUGUACAUAGUAAAUCGUGUUCCUGCUCGUCUCCAUUCAGAUUAAGGAGCGCUCUUAAGCACAUUGGUAAUAGAAAGGCAGUGCGCGUGCGAAUACUUCAUCAUUGAGUAGUGUUGCAUAUUGGGCACUGUGUUUCACUAAUCGCGCAGCGCUUCCUUCUCAUUGACGCAGUUGUGUCCUGGCACCCUUGGAAUAGACAUGGUCCCUGCCAGAAGCUACAUCAUCGCUCAGACCUGUCUUUCCGCAGCUUCCGCCUCACCUGCCAGACGCGGGUGGCACCAAGGGCGUGAGGAAAAGUGUUAUUCCUGCCGCUAGCCGUGAUUUUCUAGCUUCGCGUGGUGAUUUGCGUUUGGUUAAAGACUCGACAUUUGGUCAGGCAUGUUUGCAUUGGCGGUGUCUGAUACGUUGCACGUAUCGUUGAGCACGGGUGUUGUGUUAUUGCUCGUUUUGUUCAUGACGCUCAGAGGGAACGCACGGGUCUGACCCACGGCUGAGUGGUGGCCCCGUUAUCAUACUUGGCCUUGCGUCCCGCGGUUAUACCGAGUCUGAGUAUACCGUUGCUAUUACUUUGGAUGUUUUUUUUUGUCGCGCGGUUCUGGCCGAAAUCUUAUUGCAACCCCGG
Prorocentrum cordatum is the source of this 1962-nucleotide messenger RNA. The record is from the annotation of a GenBank genome assembly. NCBI's taxonomy places the organism in Eukaryota, Dinophyceae, Prorocentrales, Prorocentraceae.